This is a messenger RNA of Arabis nemorensis, 765 nucleotides long. Lineage: Eukaryota; Viridiplantae; Streptophyta; Magnoliopsida; Brassicales; Brassicaceae. The record is from the annotation of a GenBank genome assembly.
AUGGCUUCUUCUUCUGCUCACCUCAACCACCACCAACUUCCGACCAACCACGGUGGAGCCACGACGGCGCCUCCACCAACUCCGUCAUGCACACAUCCAAACACCACCACCACCAAAUCGGAGACAGCAGCCGACGCUCUCUCCCGACUCUUCCACCGUCUCCCUCCUAACCUCUCACUCCCCAACCGCCGCUCCUUCGCCGUAUCCUCCACCGCCGCAUCUCUUCCGACGGUAUCUCUCGCUGCCGAAAGCUAUGAAGAUCUAAUCUCCGCCGCAACUAAGUUCGGCUAUUUCCAACUCACUAACGAUGAUGACUCAAAUACCAUUAUUCCUUCUGGACUCGCUAAAGCCGCCGAGUCUGACUCGCUCUCGCUUUUAGAGCUCAAUGAAAAGAAAAAGGAAUCAUCGUUUCCCAAAAACUGGCCGCUUGGCUACGAAUCCGAUGCCGAAAUGCCGUCGUUUUGCCUUGACGCCGACUGUUCAACCGAGUCGAGCGAGUUAAAACUGAGUUCGCUGCGUGAGUUCACUCGGAGUCUCGAGAAAGUUGGAGUGAAGACGGUAGAGAUGUUGGCGAACGCACUUGGGUUCAAGAACCCAUUUGAAAAUGACUCAACCCGGUUUAAUACUCUGAUGUGGCUUAACCAAGAUACUCCCGAUGAUAAACCGGAGAUAACCAACGGGUUUGGAGAAAUGGAGAGCUCAAAAGAGUUAGAUAUCGACCCGUUGUCUGCUCGGGACAAUUUAACUGUCCAAGAAAGUGUGUAA